AUGACCCAAGUAGAUACACCUCAUCAACAAUUAGACCCACCCACGAAUGAGUUGGAAACUCUACCUGAAUCCACCCUGGGCGCAAGCUCAGAAUCUGCUUCUAUGACUCCUAGCGGCAGUACCAAUAGUAGUACAGAUGCAACAUAUCUUGAAUUGAAUGAAGAAGAAUAUGCCGAAUAUGUCUAUGAUGACCAAGAUACCAAUCCCGAAUUUUUAGAAUUAAUUGAACAUUUAACCAACCUAUUUCCAACAUUUCCUAAAACUGAAUUGAAAUUUAGAUUGAAAUUAACUGAAGAUAUUCAAGAAUUGAUUGAAGAACUAUUUAUUGAAACUGAAUCAAAAGAAUUAUUACAUCAACAACAAAAACAGACAGAGGCACGUGCCCGGGCUAUUGAAGAUACGUAUAAUUAUGAUCAGGCUGUUUAUGAACUAUUUGAAAUAUUGCCACAUUUGGAUCUAGCUACCAUUGCUGAUAAAUUGCGUGAAUGUAAUAAUAAUGCCGAACAAGCUUGUUUGGAACUAUUAGAACAACCAAAAGAUAACAAGAAAAUUGAUAAAGUUAACGAAUGGAACGACCUAUCUUCCAUCGCUAAUCAAAUUAAAGACUAUUUGGGCGAUAAGUAUUAUGUGAGUCAGGAAGAUAUACUAACAGAAGUCAGGGCAGGUGGGGACUAUUAUAAUGCCAUGGUUGGUAUACUCAUGAAUUGUCGCCCAAUGGUAAAACAAACAUUGACUAAGAGAGUCGGGCCAGGUGGUAGGGUACAACGUGGUGGAGGAAUAGCGAAUAGAAACAACAGACAGAAUGUAUCAACUACCACCAAACUAGUCAAAAGUUCAUAUAAAUACAAUCCCAAUUGUACAGAAGCGUUAGAAUUACUUUCAAUAUAUGAAAGCAACGAAGAGUUCAAGAACAAUUUCAAAUAUAAACUAUUCGAAAACGCAUUAGAAUUCUUUCAAGGGGAUCCAUAUGAAGUAGUGGCACUCAUGUCCGAUUUAAACCAUAAGCGACCAUCACAUAUUAAGCCCAUUGUCAAACGAUAUGAAAAAGAUCCAAACUUUCUGAUAUCCGAGAAAUUCUCCCAUAUGACAAUUUCGAAUUCCAACAACACCAGAAGUGCAGAAUUUAUUGCCGAUCCAUUACAUCGUGAACGAUUUGAUACAUAUCUCAGAUCUGGUGUACUCGAUUUACACGGCUUCACACUCACAGAAGCUAUGAAAUUAGUUAAAUUAGUCUUGAACCAUUGGUGGGAUCAAGAAACAAAAGAAAGAGAACAUAAUGGGAAAUGGAGCUCCUACGGGGAUAAUGCCCUUAUUGGACCAGUUAGAUUGAUUACUGGAAGGGGUAUGCAUUCGGCUGGAGGAAGAGCUGUUAUUAAGAGGUUUGUGGGACAAUAUUUGAAGAAUAAUAAGUAUAUUUAUCAUGAGGAUGUUGGAAGUUUUACAGUGACUGGGAAGAAGAGGAGAUGA
Molecule: messenger RNA, 1467 nt
Organism: Hemisphaericaspora subhashii
Lineage: Eukaryota; Fungi; Ascomycota; Pichiomycetes; Serinales; Debaryomycetaceae
Exons: 1
Coding region: 1-1467 (488 amino acids)
Molecular function (GO): ubiquitin binding
Source: RefSeq, a predicted model, not a curated record